Molecule: messenger RNA, 2418 nt
Organism: Silurus meridionalis
Lineage: Eukaryota; Metazoa; Chordata; Actinopteri; Siluriformes; Siluridae
Product: protocadherin alpha-C2-like
Exons: 1
Coding region: 1-2418 (805 amino acids)
Biological process (GO): homophilic cell-cell adhesion
Cellular component (GO): plasma membrane
Molecular function (GO): calcium ion binding
Source: RefSeq, a predicted model, not a curated record
AUGGAUGACACUGUAAAACAGCAGUCGUGGAUGAGGUAUGGCUCGAUCAUUAUAUUUAUUUUCGCCGUGAUUCAUGUAGCCGUUGCAGUUACUCAUUAUAGCAUUCCUGAAGAAAUGGAGGAGGGAUCAUUUGUUGCAAAUAUAGCAGCUGAUCUUGGACUGGACGUCCCAAGUUUAGUGAGCCGUAAAAUACGGUUGGAUGGGAUAGCCAACAAGAAAUAUUUAGAGAUUACCAAAGCGACGGGGGAGCUGUAUAUAGUGGAAAAAAUUGACAGAGAGUCAUUAUGUCCCACAAAAACAACAAACUCGUGUUUUCUUAAAUUAGAGGUUUCAAUUGAAAAUCCAGUGCGCAUGUUUAAUAUUGAAUUGCUUGUAAUGGAUAUUAACGAUAAUGCUCCUAGCUUUAGACGAGAUACAAUGCACUUAGAUAUCUCCGAAUCAACAGCGCCCGGGGAAAGAUUUUCUCUUAACCCUGCGGUAGAUCCAGAUAUCGGGACAAAUUCGAUCAAAACAUAUCUUCUAAGUGAAAGUGAACACUUCUCUAUAGAAAUACAAACUGGAAGAGAUGGGUCAAAGUUUGUUGAUCUAAUUUUGAACAAAGCCUUAGAUAGAGAGGAGAAGACCAUUCAUGAUUUGAUACUUACGGCUGUAGAUGGCGGAGUGCCUGCUCGUUCAGGUACAGCCAGUGUAAUCGUUCGCGUACUGGAUACAAAUGACAACGCCCCAAAAUUUCAAAAGGAAAGUUUUCAUAUAAAUCUUACCGAGAAUGCUCCUAUAGGUAGCUUAGUUGUACAAUUAAGCGCGACGGAUUUAGAUGAAGGCUCUAAUUCCGAUAUAAGUUAUUCAUUCAGCCUUUACACGUCUGAAAAAACACAAGAGACCUUCAGUUUAAAUGAACAUAAUGGUGAAAUCAGAGUAAAGGAGAUUAUCAAUUAUGAAGAUUUUAACAUUUAUAACAUGGAGAUAAUAGCAAAAGAUAAAGGAGUGAAUUAUUUGUUUGGAAAAUGCGAAUUAACAAUUCGCAUUUCCGACAUGAACGACAAUCAUCCCGAAAUAUCCGUAAAGUCAUUUCAAAGUCCAGUUAAAGAGGAUGUUGCUCUGGGGACGGUCAUUGCAAUAAUCAGUGUGAAUGACAAAGAUUCCGAGGAAAAUGGCCAAAUUGACGUUCACAUUAAUAAAUAUCUACCAUUUGCUCUUAAAGAAUCAGCUAAAGAUUAUUAUGAGCUUGUAGUUUCAAAACCGCUAGAUCGGGAAAAGGUUGCAGAAUAUGACAUCACAUUUACUGUUACCGAUCGAGGAAACCCUCCCUUAUCUGACAAUGAAACUCUAACUCUAGAACUGCUAGACGUUAACGACAACGCGCCACAGUUUCCUAAAUCCAUUUAUACAUUGCAGGUGGUGGAGAAUAAUCCACCUGGGGCUUUAUUGAGUUAUAUAAAUGCAAUUGACCCAGAUCUCCAUGAAAAUCAGUAUCUCGUUUAUUUUAUACUUGAAAAAGAAAUUGCAAAUACCUCAAUGUCCAUGCUGUUCUCCAUGAAUCCAGAGAACGGUGCGCUUUACGCGUUAAAGACGUUUGAUUAUGAGAUAGAAAAGGAGUUUCUUUUCCAUAUCGAAGCAAGAGACUCUGGUGUUCCUCCACUCAGCAGUAAUGUUACCGUUCGCAUUGUUAUCAUGGACCAGAACGACAACACACCAGUUAUAGUGUCUCCAUGGCGCGCGCAUGGCUCAGUGGUACAGGAGAAAAUACCGAGAUCCACUGAUAAAGGAACUCUAAUAUCCAAAGUAAUUGCUAUAGACACAGACUCUGUACACAACUCUCGCAUCACAUACCAGUUUCUUCAGAACACGGACGCUACAUUAUUUAGUUUGGACCAGUACAACGGAGAGAUCCGGACCACGAGAAUGUUCAGUUACAGAGACUCGCGCCACCAGAGGCUGGUGGUGAUCGCCAAGGAUAAUGGAGAUCCCUCUCUUUCUGCUACAAUCACCAUCACACUCUCCACGGUGGAGACCGCGCUUAAAAGCUAUGCUGACAUGACUGAAGUGCCUUUAGAAUAUGACAUCUUUUCAGAUUUAAACCUGUAUCUAGUGAUCGGACUGGGCUCGGUAUCAUUUCUGUUACUGAUCACCAUACUGGUGACCAUUGUGCUGAAGUGUAAGAAACCGAAACCCAGUAAAGCUGCUCCUCCCUUUAGGAACAGCGUGAUUAGUGAGAGAAACUCCACCAUCGCAGAUUCCACCCUGGUCUCCAACGAUGCCUACUGGUACAGUUUAUUUCUAGCAGAGACCAGGAAAGGAAAGCUGGUAGUUAGACAACCUGUGCCAAAGGGAACAAGAUAUGUUGUAUCCAGUAUACCAAGGAGCACAGGACUGACUGAGACUAGUGACUCAGCUGCAUCCACUUUACAGGUAGGAUAA